AAAAAUAUCAUAAAAAUCUGCUGACCGGCUCUGAGAGGCUGCGCGGAAAGGAGAAAACGUCAGUGUGUGUGUAGCAGUAGAAGAGGAAGGGUGUGCCUCUGCUCUCGAUCUCAUUUUUAAUCUUCUCUCGCAAGCAUGGAGCUCGAAAAGAUUGAUAUCUACAAUGCCAAGAGUGGGAAGUUUGUCACAUCAUUAUUUGGCCUGAAGAGUAACAGCACUAUUCUGGAUGUGAAGAAGGCUGUUCAUAAGCACAAAAGUGUUAUGUAUCCAGAGAGACAGGAGGUGCGGUUGGAACAGAAAGGAAAAGCAUCGCUGCAGGGUGCUGGUCCUUCCACUACGCAAAACGAAUCUUUGAGACCUUGUUUAUUCAUCGGUUCUCCCAUGGCACCAUGCCAGUUUUCAACCUCUUCAAGAACUGUGGAUACUACUGGGGAUUCACAGCUUAUGUGGCCUACCAUGUCAACCAUCCCCUCUUCACAGCCCCAAGUGACUUGCAGGUGUACUCCUCCCUGGCUGCUUUUGUUAUGUGUGAGUUGGGCAACUUCAGCAUCCACGUGGCCCUGAGGAACCUUCGACCACCAGGCACUAAGGAGAGGAAAAUUCCCUACCCCGACAGCAACCCUCUCACGCUGCUCUUCAAUGCCGUCUCCUGCCCCAAUUACACCUAUGAAUUUGGGACAUGGUUGGCAUUCACAAUCAUGACUCAGUGUCUGCCAGCUGGAAUGUUUGCACUCUGUGGCUUCUACCAGAUGGCAGUGUGGGCAAUGGGAAAACAUCGCAACUACAAGAAGGAAUUCAAAAAUUAUCCUCGUAGGAAGGCUAUCAUUCCUUUCCUUCUGUAAAACAUAUCAAAUGAUGUUCUUGAAGAGAUAUACAUCAAAUUUCAUUAUCAAAAUACGAAUUUAUCAGAUUAUAUAUCUUGUUUAUACUUAUACUUCUUAUCCUCAACUAUGGUAAAUGUAUCAAGAAAAUGACAGGAUAUUCAGUGGAGAGAAAAUUAAAUCAUGCUAAUUUUGUCAGAACUAAUGUCUAAAAUCAAUGUAAGUCAUUGAAUUGCUGUUUGAUGUGCAUUCAGAAAAUGGAUCAUCCAUUGCACACAAUAUAUUUAAAUUCUUUGCUUUAUGAUUUUAUAUUAAUUAUUUUUUAUAUUCCCAACACAAAUGGAAGAAUGUGAUUGCAUCAUUCUGUUUAUUUUAGAAUGGAAAGAAUAACAUAAGUAUCUAAUAAAAUUUCAAAUUCAGAUGUACACAUAUAACAAUUUAGUUGUAAAUUAGAGUAUAGAUGUAAAUGUUUGUUUCAAGUUAUCUUAGAAUAAUUUGAAGUGAAGAUCCAGGUGCAUAAAUAUCUUUUCCCUCUCAUUACCUCCAGCACAUUCUCAGUGUUUCAGCACAUUUUUAUUAAUAUUUUAUUGAUUAUAUUUAUGUGUUAAGAUAAAAAUGAAAAGAAGAGUUGUCCUGUGCCUUCAUAGAUCUGAAAUGCAGGUUUAUGAUAUGGUACAGCCAACAACAUAAUUUUACAGCUAUUCGUAUAUGUACAAAUGUAAGGUUAACAAGAAUAAAGUAAGGGAUACACUGUACAUGUCUCAGCUAUGUUCUAAAGAUAUUUUCUCAGUAUUUGCUAACAAUUGCCAUACAAUAAUAAAAUAGGUUUUGAACUGUAACAUAUUGGACUUAAGUGAUCAUUCAUCUCAAAUGAUGAACAGCAGAGGGAGUGCAGUGACUAAAUUUAGGAACUGUAGAUGGAAGUUUGUAUUUGUAAAGAAGAAAUUUCAUAUUAGAGGAAUAAAUUUACCCAAGAGAAA
Messenger RNA from Penaeus vannamei (Pacific white shrimp), 1801 nucleotides. NCBI's taxonomy places the organism in Eukaryota, Metazoa, Arthropoda, Malacostraca, Decapoda, Penaeidae. The record is from RefSeq and is a predicted model, not a curated record.